UUCAGGUUGAGGAUUAUGUAAAUGCUUACAUCUUAAAGGUGAGACAGAGAUGGGUGAUGUCUGAGGUUCAUGUGGAGGCCAAAGGAAGCUUGGGGGCCUCCUGAAUCCAAACCUUCACCCCAUCAUCAUCAUCAUCAUCAUCCAAUCUCUGCUCUGACUGGUGUUUACACUGCAGGAUGGGUGUAUGACGUCUGUUGUCGCUUUUGUCCAAAGACAAGUACGUUUUCCUAUUUUUGCAUACGACCUGAUAAAUUGCCAGUUUUAUCACAGAAGCGUCAACUCAACUGAAACAAUAAUUUGUUUGCUAGGAAAAUCAAGAGUGUUUCUGAAACACCUGCCAUGUCAGUGCAUUGUCACACUGCAGGUCCACGUUGCAGCUUUGAGAAGAGCGAGUCAAGUCAUCAACUCCUGCAGCCUUGACCUGAGCCUCGAACAAGCGACGGAUAAUGGAUGAAUUCAUGAAUCCUCCCUUUGACAGAAACCAGCAGAGUGCAGCGGUGCCAGUGAAUCAAACAUCUCACAACAACUCAAAGUGUGACGACUUCAAUUACCACCGAAAUUUGGUCCCAGUUCUCUAUUUGUUGAUGUUCCCCGUAGCUUUGUUGCUGAACAGCGUGGCAGCCUGGGUUUCUCUGCACCUCAAGUCCACCUCCACUUUUGUGGUGUAUCUGAAAAAUCUAGUCGCCGCUGACAUCAUUAUGACCUUAAUCAUCCCAAUCAAAGCCGCAAGAGACUUGCCGGGUACGCCAAAAACAGUCUUCAUACUCUCAUGUUAUCUCAGUUCCAUUUUCUACAGCACACAGUACACGUGUAUCACUUUAUUGGCCUUUAUCAGUCUGGACCGUUUCUUCAAGAUCAUGAUGCCCCAAAGCAAGUUCUUUGGUCAGAAUCUGACCUUCAGCAAACUGGCAUCAGGCUCAGUGUGGGUGAUACUGCUUGGAGGCUCAGCUUUACCUAAUAUCAUUUUAAGUAACAAGUCGGUGGCCAAUUUAACAGAGAUCAGCUCUUGUAUGAAGCUGAAAGGACAGGCUGGAAUUGAAGUCCAUAAAAAGAUAGUGAUUUACCUCAAUGUUUUCUUCUGGCUCGUCAGUGUGGUCAUUGCGGUUUGCUACAUUUGCAUCGCAAACAAGGUUAUCCAGUCUUUUAGAAACUCUGGCAGCAGCAACAACCAGGGAAAGCAGAAGAUCAAACUGCGUGUGUUUCUAGUCCUCAUUGUGUUCUUUGUGUCAUUCGGACCGUACCACAUUUACAGGAUUCCGUACACUUUUCAACAAGUCAAAUCCUCCGUUACCGGCAACCCAGAUAAAAGCAUCCGGUUUGUCAAGGAAUUCACCCUCUGGCUUGCCAGUACAAACAUCUGCAUGGACCCACUUCUCUAUGUCUUUCUGUGUCGCGAGUUCAAGGACAAGCUUAUGUCUAUGAUGAAAAAAUUGUCCAUCUCGUUUCAAGUAGCCUUAGCAGGGAAAGCAGGAGGCACUUCAACACAGAGUGGAGUCUGACAUAAAGAUGCUAUAUCAUGGUCUGAGCUCAGAUGUUACUGAAGAUUUUGUAGACUAAAAGUCAGAUUAUUGUUUAAGGUAUAUAUUAAAGGGGACCUAUUAUGCAUUUGUGCUUUUCCCCUUUCCUUUAGUGUGUUAUAUAGUAUUUUAUGCGUGUAAAAUGUCUGCAAAGUUACAAAGCCCAAAGUCCACGCCAAAGGGAG
Molecule: messenger RNA, 1702 nt
Organism: Sebastes umbrosus (honeycomb rockfish)
Lineage: Eukaryota; Metazoa; Chordata; Actinopteri; Perciformes; Sebastidae
Product: P2Y purinoceptor 13-like
Exons: 3
Coding region: 447-1499 (350 amino acids)
Biological process (GO): G protein-coupled receptor signaling pathway
Cellular component (GO): membrane
Molecular function (GO): G protein-coupled purinergic nucleotide receptor activity
Source: RefSeq, a predicted model, not a curated record